This is a messenger RNA of Spinacia oleracea (spinach), 2721 nucleotides long. RefSeq lists its product as uncharacterized. Gene Ontology annotation, biological process: cell surface receptor signaling pathway. Lineage: Eukaryota; Viridiplantae; Streptophyta; Magnoliopsida; Caryophyllales; Amaranthaceae. Gene Ontology annotation, molecular function: protein binding. The transcript has a single exon. The record is from RefSeq and is a predicted model, not a curated record. The coding region runs from base 497 to 2482 and encodes 661 amino acids.
CCAUUUAAAAAAUAAAAAACACCCCCCACAAACAUUUCUCACAAACAAUCCCACCUUCAACCUCUUUCGUUUCUCUCUCCUCCAUUCUCUCCCCCACCACCUACUCCGCCGUCGCCACCCCUUCCACCACCACCAUUUUAACCAUUUCUAAAAAAGUUUGAUCAAAUUCUUGUUUCCUUCGUAAAAAUAUGUAAAACAAAAUAAAGAUGUUAGAAGGAAUGAUGAGAUUUUAUCAUGACCCCACAAAAAUGCAUUAAAACAAAAACAUGCAAUAUUUCGUAGCAAAUCAUAACUCCAAAAAAAGAGGUGCGGAAAAAUUAGCCCCUUCCUACCAUUUGAAGGAGGGGCUUCAAAUUUUAUUUCUUGAUUCUAUAUAAUUUAGUUAGUGUGGCUAGAUAACAUAGUUAGAAUUAUAUAUUAUAUACGAGUAUAGUUCCUCCGUUGUUUAUUAAUCGCGGAGAAAAUUGCAUAUAAUUACAUUUGAUAAUUGUAUGGGAUGGCGGAGAUAGUAAAGCAGAUCCUAACAAGGCCGGUGCAAUUAGCUGACCAGAUAACAAAAGGAGCAGAUGAUGCUAUACAAUUCAAGCCAGAAUGUCUUGAGUUACAAGGUAAGACAAAAAAGUUGGCGGAACUCCUCCGGCAAGCGGCACGCGCUAGCAACGAUCUCUACGAGAGGCCCACGCGCCGCAUCAUUGACGAGACCGAGCAGAACCUUGAGAAGGCUCUCGGUCUUGUCGAUAAGUGUAGAACACGAUCCCUUCUGAAGCGUGUGUUUACCAUCAUCCCAAGCACGGCCUUUCGGAAGAUGAUCGCUCAGCUUGAUAACUCCAUUGGUGAUGUUUCAUGGCUUUUACGUGUUUCCGCCCCUAAGACUGGGGAUGAUGAUAUAGGCUACCUUGGUCUGCCACCCAUUGCCUCCAAUGAGCCUAUUCUUUGUUUGAUUUGGGAGCAGAUUGGUAAUCUUUCAACUGGUUCAUUAGACGACCGAUCCGAUGCUGCGACGUCGUUAGUGUCUUUGGCUAGGGAUAAUGAACGGUACGGAAAGUUGAUAAUCGAGGAAGGCGGGGUUGUGCCGCUAUUGAAGCUGGCUAAGGAAGGGAAGUCGGAAGGUCAAGAGAAUGCGGCUCGUUGUAUUGGACUCUUAGGAAGGGAUCAAGAGAGCGUUGAACAGAUUGUUCAUGCUGGGGUUUGUUCUGUUUUUGCUAAGAUGCUUAAGGAUGGACAGAUGAAAGUCCAAGCGUUGGUGGCUUGGGCGGUGUCUGAGUUGGCGGCGCAUUAUCCCAAAUGUCAGGAUCAUUUCGCACAGAAUAAUGUCAUCAGGUUACUUGUAAGUCAUCUGGCUUUCGAGACGAUUGAAGAGCAUAGCAGGUAUGCAAUUACUAAACGGAAGAAGAUGUCCAUACAUGCUGUCAUUCUUGACAGUAAAGGACAAUCACCGAGAAGUGGUGGUAGUAGCGGCGGGGUACAGCAUGAUCACGAGGAUGAGAAACACGUGGCAUUGCAAAUGAAGCCGGUAGGGGGAUUGCAAGCAGAAACACAGAUGGCGAAUGUGGUGUCUGAUACAAUGGAAAGGCGGACUUCUGACAAUAAAUUGAAUACAGCAGUUUGUGGUACUAGUAAAAAUGUUAAAACUCUGAGUCUGAAUCAGGGUCAGAAUCAGCAGCAGCAGCAGCAGCAGCAGGCACAGCAUGUGUUGGCGGGGAGCAGUAUAAAAGGGAGAGAGUUUGAACACCCUGACAUUAAGGCCGAGAUGAAAGCCAUGGCAGCACGAGCCCUUUGGUUUUUAGCCAAAGGGAAUGUGUCUAUAUGCCGUAGCAUCACAGAGUCAAGAGCCUUGCUGUGUUUCGCAGUGUUGCUAGAGAAGGGUCAAGAAGAGGUCAAGUACAAUUCAGCAAUGGCAUUGAUGGAAAUAACAAGUGUAGCAGAAGAUAACACUGAUUUAAGGCGGACUGCAUUUAAGCCUACUUCCCCUGCAGCCAAGGCAGUGGUAGAUCAACUCCUUAAAGUGGUGACAGAUGCAAACUCAGAACUGUUAGUUCCCUGCAUCAAGUCCUUAGGGAACUUAGCAAGGACAUAUAGAGCCACAGAGACUAGGAUCAUAGACCCACUAGUGAAGCUCAUCGAUGAGAAAGAGACAGAGGUGAUGCUAGAGGCAGUCAUCGCCCUACUCAAGUUCGCUUGCUCAGACAACUACCUCCAUGUAGUACACUGUAAAUCGAUCAUACAAGGAAGUGGUGUAAAGCAUUUGAUACAGCUUGUUUACUUUGGUGAACAGAUUGUUCAAGUUCCUUCACUCAUACUGUUGUGUUAUAUCGCGCUUCAUGUGCCUGAUAGUGAGGUGCUGGCGCAAGAGGAAGUGCUCAUAGUCCUAGAAUGGGCCACUAAACAAGGGCAUAUGAUGCAAGAUCCUCAGGUUGAUGAUCUUCUACCAGAGGCUAAGAGUAGGCUUGAACUUUACCAAUCAAGAGGAUCCAGAUUCUAGACGGACUCACUCUUGUUUCUUAACCCAUUAAACUUUCUUCAACUCUGAAAACCUGUCUAGAAAUAUAAUAUGGACAACUUGUUAUUUCUAAACUGGUUUUCGGAUUUUGGCCCCCUUUUUAUUUUUUAUUUUUAAUCUUUUUCAUGCUGCAGGAGUGUAUAUACACAAAAGGAUAGCUAUAAUUAAGCUUUGUAAUCAUUUUGGUAGAUGCAUUACUAAAUCAGUUAAUCUUUAAUUCA